Cephus cinctus (wheat stem sawfly) is the source of this 2454-nucleotide messenger RNA. RefSeq lists its product as uncharacterized. The record is from RefSeq and is a predicted model, not a curated record. Lineage: Eukaryota; Metazoa; Arthropoda; Insecta; Hymenoptera; Cephidae. The transcript has 4 exons. Bases 367 to 1068 code for a protein of 233 amino acids.
CGCUUUCCUUCUGUUGUUUUUUUGCCACGUUCAUUUUGCACAUUAUCGCAGCGACUGCACGAUAAACUGUCGCGCUUAUUGUUUUCCUUAUCGUUCCUUCACACGUCGCAACGUUUCGUCAUCGGAAGGAUCAGGCUUAUUAUAAUGGGACGAAAUAAAAGUGGUGGACACACCACAAAUGGUUAACUUAGUAUCAAAUCUAAAUCCAUCCGAUGACCGAAUGAUAAGGAAUACAAGCAAGUACUAAUUGGAGAGUGGCAGUGCACAGUUUGCUUUAUCCGGGACGUUCGGUUGCAGAGUCGAAUAACAAACUCUUAGUCGAAGAUUCUGGUGACUGAAGAGUAAAAAGUAUAAAAGAAUACCAACAUGGCAAGACCUUUUACAUUGCCCUCUGAGGACGAGGCUGAGGAGCAGGGACAACAGCUGGAGCAACUCAUGCUGGACUUGUAUGCCGCUCUGCAACAGGUCCUUCGUAGCAGGAGGGCCGAGCAUCCUUCACGAAACCACCGUCUACCACGUCGGGCCGGCGACGUACCCGGAUCCCGAGAACACCCAGUGGUCCUUGUCGAUUCCGAUCUCUCUCGUCUACCCUUGCCCGACCUGGUACUCUCAGCCGUGGAACAGCUACCACCGCCCACACCCUUGGUCACGGUCUCGGCGCCCAGCAGCCCCACCAGGGAUGCUGCCUUUCAGUUCCCCGAGUGCAGCGCCGCUCCUGUACCAAGUCCACGUGCUCGACCACGAAGACGCAGGUUGACGUCCGAGGGUUCCGUCUUGGAGAAGGAACGGGUCAACGCCAGCUGUGGACAGAUCGGUACCGUCGUCAAUGAGAGGGAGUGGACCAGUGUCGGUACCAACCUCAGGAACAUCGCCGACGACUUUCACGCGGCUAAGACCAAGGACGCCGAAGUCGAGAAAUCGAGAUUGCCCUUCAUCGGCUCGGGAUUCUCAAGCUCCCCGUCCACGGACAGCCUGCUCUCGCUCCUGAUCCCGGCUCCACUUCGGGAGACUCUGUGGACGACAGUGGCCCUCUACCUUGGAUGGAGACUCGUGUCCCGUCUCCGAUAGAGCACCCACGUGACAGCCAGUGCCAGGACUAUGCCCUCUGGGACGGGACUCCCUUCUCGCCAAUGGGACCGGUGAACCAGGAGUAUCGGUUGUUGGGACACUUACGUUCCUACUGUGCUCGAGAGUCGAUUCGUGUUCCCUCGUCAUCGUGAGUCAUCAGCGAGAUGCACGAGAGUGUACUGCGCUAGCGCCAGCUGGACGGGGGACGUCUCGUCGUCGUCAAUCGGAGCCGAAGACAGGCCGAAGACGCAGCUCAGCCUUGCGGUAGUGGUAGAGGAGGUUUAAGGUAGGAAGGGGGUCGAAGGGCUAAGGACGAGAUCCAAAGAGGACUAACCGAAUAAUCAAAUGAUGAUCUCAUUACGGAUAAAUAAAGAGAAUUAAAUAAAAUAGUGAUUUAAAGGAGUUGCGCGUCUUUACUAGUAAAGCAAAAAGAGAUUUGCAAUCUGAUAUGCGUGCGUAUUAAUUGCGAUUAAAAGUGGGGGGGUAGACUCGAGAUUUUUUACGAGCCCGGUCGCCGUCGUCGCUCGACUAUUAUUAUAAUAAUCAUUCUCGCCGUGUCGAUUGUGCGUUUUGUGUCCAUUAAGGUCUUCUUCUUCUUUUUUUUUUUUUUUAAUGACGCGAACGUAUACCCCCAUGGGCUCGUUCGCGAGGUCUCGCGAACAAAAAUUCUUCUCUCUCGAUCUGUGAUACCGCUUCGCGAAUUGAGAACGAUUUCUCGCCGUGUUUCUUUUUUUUUUCUUCUCCUUAUUCAUACAAUAUUGUCUCUGGCAAACGAAAGAACGGAAAAAUGACAGAGUCGUUGCCUGUGAUUAAUCGGAGCCCCGACGGCUCCUCUUCCUUCGGAUUAAUUAUCUCGUUCUCGUUUCGCGUUGCGAAAUUGUCUCCUCGCGGGAUUCGCGAGGAUCGCGAUUUCGAGGCGUCGGGACGCGCGAAGCUCGUUACGUCGGGUGGCGUCGAUUAUUCAUCUACUUUCUUUCGCGGACGCCCCGCCGUGCGCGAUCGCCGUCUCACGUUCUGCAUCCGGUUGUAUUAUUCUUUGUACAUAUGUGUUGGAAAGUCACGCGUGUAUUUCGAACAUUGAAGGGGCGACGAGAAAGUAAAAUAAUAGUUUAUAGAGGAUAAGACGCGAGAGAACGAAGCACGUAGGGAAAGUCGAGAGAGAAGUUAAACGUGUAUGUAUAAAGGCUAAACUAAAGUAAUAAAUUCAGUAAUAAGUUGAGUAAAUAAUUAAAAUAGAUAAUUGAUAGAUCGAGGAUCGCAGCAUCUGAUUGGCUCGCUGCGAGGCCCGUGGACAGUUUUCAAAUGAUCUCCGGUAGCUUAGCUCUAGUGGCGCCCCCUCCAGCGGGAUGCAUAGUACUUUUGGAAGAGGCGUCUAAUUCUUCGUGU